CAGCAGCAGGAGCAAGGCCCCGCAGCAGCCGCUGUGGAAGCCGCGCUCACGGGCACAGGAGGCUGCAGCAGAUGCAAAGCUAAAGCAGCAGCAGCAGCAGGAAGCGCAGCAGCAGCAGCAGCAAGGGCAGCAGCAGCAGCAGCAGGAUGACGCUUCUGCUGCAGUGCAGGCCACUGCUGCUGUUUACAAAGCGAAGGCGCAGACGAAAGUGGCUGUGCGGCACUUGCACCCCACAGUGACGGAGGAGCAGCUGCUGCAGCAAGUGCCUCCAGAACUCAAGGAGGCCCUCAUAUCUUCUUGGCUAAUACCUGGCCGCACCCUGCAGUGA
Messenger RNA from Eimeria tenella, 328 nucleotides. RefSeq lists its product as uncharacterized. The record is from RefSeq and is a predicted model, not a curated record. NCBI's taxonomy places the organism in Eukaryota, Apicomplexa, Conoidasida, Eucoccidiorida, Eimeriidae. The annotation marks the transcript as partial. The transcript is spliced from 2 exons.